CACACACAUAAAGGUAACUGCAGGUCCCCCCAGGUGCCUCCCGGGAGCGAGAUUCAGCCAAGCCGAUUGCUACUGCGUCUCAAUCACACAGUCCACGUGUCCAGCUGGGUUCUACAGGUCAACAGCGACCCGAAGGGACCUCAUGUACCUGUGUCAGUACAAGUCAGAGCUACACGACGACUUCCCCUCAAUGUAGUAUAUACUAGUGGACUACUGACUGAGCUGAAUUCAGACGGUUGCACGUGUCGAGUGAAAACCAGACCGUUGUGUGACGCCAGCUGUGACCUUGAGAUAGACCGAUGCCGAUGCAUCAUACUGAGUGGAUGAACUGGAGGCGGAUUGCCGUGAACUUACAAGAUGCUGGUGUUUUCUACACAUCAUAAUUAUAAACAUUUUCAAUAAUGUAUUUUACUGGCAUAGUUACUAUCUUCACUUAACGACAGUGUAUAUACAAUUAUACUAACACAAUGUGGUGAUACAAAUGAAUCACAGAGGAUGGUGGAAGUGAGCACACGACUGCACUAAGCUGUCUUGCGAUAGUGGAACAUGAACACAACGACAAGAGGUACCAUAAGCCAGCCGGCAAAAGUGAGCGCAUACCAUACCCUCG
Molecule: messenger RNA, 610 nt
Organism: Geodia barretti
Lineage: Eukaryota; Metazoa; Porifera; Demospongiae; Tetractinellida; Geodiidae
Source: the annotation of a GenBank genome assembly